CUGGGACAUAAAAGCUAAAACACACAAGUGAACAACAUCUUGUAAUAAAAAAAGUUAAAUCCACAAGAACAUCCAUUACAAGAAAUCGUGUAAACACAAUCUUGUCUUAGAGUCACUGCGAAUUGUCUAAAGCCCCUAACGAAUCCCAAUUCCGAGUUUUUAGGAGUAAAAUGGCGGAUACGCCUUCGAGUCCAGCCGGAGACGGCGGAGAAAGCGGCAGCGGAUCGGUUAGGGAGCAGGACCGGUACCUUCCGAUAGCUAAUAUAAGCAGGAUCAUGAAGAAGGCGUUGCCUCCCAACGGCAAGAUCGGGAAAGAUGCUAAAGACACUGUUCAGGAAUGUGUCUCUGAGUUCAUCAGCUUCAUCACCAGCGAGGCAAGUGAUAAGUGCCAGAAGGAGAAGAGGAAAACUGUGAAUGGUGAGGAUUUGUUGUGGGCAAUGGCAACGUUGGGGUUUGAGGAUUACCUGGAACCCUUGAAGGUAUACCUUGCGAGGUACAGGGAGUUGGAGGGGGAUAAUAAGGGGUCAGGGAAGAGCGGUGAUGGAUCUAAUAGAGAUGCAGCUGCUGGAGGUGUUUCCAAUGAAGAUAUGCCGAGCUGGUGAAAGAAGUCGCAAGUAAGCUCUCUAGAGAUAAAGAACAACGCCAAAAUGAUCAGGGAAACUUAGAGAUCAGUGUGGUGUUUGACAAUAAAGUUAGAGAUCCGGUUUUAGUUGGUUGUAGUUGAAGAUUUCUCUUAUUAGAUAUGACAACUCUUUGAAAGAAGGAAAAAAAGUUUGUCCACAAGCUCUCUCAUCUCUUAGCUUCGUUUAUGGAUUUCAAAACUUGAAUAUGAAUGGACUCACUUGUGCUUC
Brassica rapa (field mustard) is the source of this 851-nucleotide messenger RNA. Its product is annotated as nuclear transcription factor Y subunit B-1. Gene Ontology annotation, molecular function: protein heterodimerization activity; RNA polymerase II cis-regulatory region sequence-specific DNA binding; DNA-binding transcription activator activity, RNA polymerase II-specific. Gene Ontology annotation, cellular component: nucleus; CCAAT-binding factor complex. NCBI's taxonomy places the organism in Eukaryota, Viridiplantae, Streptophyta, Magnoliopsida, Brassicales, Brassicaceae. The record is from RefSeq and is a predicted model, not a curated record. Gene Ontology annotation, biological process: regulation of transcription by RNA polymerase II.